GUCACUUCGCCACUAUAACGCACGCACACACACACGCGCGCGCAUACACGAACCAAAAUCAAUGAGCCUUGGACGGCCAACUCUUCCAGGAAGGUAUUAACCAUCACAUAGCCAACAUGUAGUGCCUGCGGAGGGAAAAUAAUAACAACAACAACCAGUGUGAAUAUAAAUAUAAAGUUAGUCUUGUAGAGAGAGGGAGAGAGAGAUGGGUUUGUAGAGCGUCGGCUGCUCUUCGGUUCAAAACAACAAAGUCGGAUGCUCUCAUUUCCGCUUGGUUCACUUCGCGGAAAAACAAGGGGGAAGGAAAAGUGGAAACGGGAGAACUUCCUGAAUUCGACCGAGACAUGUCCGACUCCCCUUUACAACUCAACAUUAAGCAGGAGAGGAGCGCUUUCAGUCCCUCUGCCAGUCCUCUGCCAAAUUCCACUUCCUCUCCAGGCCAUGGCGCUCCGCCUCUGACUAAUGCCAAGACGGAGGAAGAGCCGGCCCGACUGCCUGGACACCUGCGUCUGCAGCCUGUGUUCUGGAGCAGAGAGGAUGUAGUUCAGUGGCUGCGCUGGGCCGAGCGCGAGUUCGCGCUCCGACCCAUCUCCAGCGGAAGUUUUCAGAUGAACGGCAAAGCCCUCCUGCUGCUCACCAAGGAGGACUUCCGCUACCGUUCGCCCCACUCAGGAGAUGUUCUUUACGAGCUCUUGCAGCAUAUCCUGAAGCAGAGGAAGCCCCACUCAUCCUUCCCCAACACUUACUACCCUGGGAACUCCUUUCAUUCUCUGCCUGACGCAGCCCUGCAACACCACAAACUUGAGGAAACGGUACUAAGAACCCCACGAAGCACAGACACCCACCCGCUCCAACCUCCCACCAUCGAGCUCCGUCAUCGCUCGCGCUCUCCUCGGCGUUCGCCCGCCAACGCCGCACACGUCCACCUCGCCUCUGCAGAGGACAUCCAACCAGUGCCCUCGCAGUUGCCCGACAGCAACAACCACCUCCCCGAGGACCUGUACCCGCUGUCCGUAUCGCCCGCCGCCGCAAACGGCCACCACGUCCAACGUCCAGCCAGCCCGUGCCAGGAGGAGGUGGUGCCUCCACGGGUCAUCCAGCUGAUGCCCAGCGCCAUCAUGCACCCGCUGAUGCUCAGUCCCGGACGAGGGGUUGCUGGCGAGUUCAGACAGGGCCGGGCGUCGACCCAAGAGAACGGGCGCGAUGGCAAGAGCCUUCAUCAUCAUAAUCACCACCACCAUAAUCAUCACCAUCCUUCUCAUCAUGUUCUGAGCCUGGCAGGGCAGCAGCAGUCACACCAGCAGGAAGAAAUUCGUUAUAGGAACCAGAUCCUCAUGCCCGUCUCGCCUCCUGAGGAGCAGGGUGUGCCUAUAGGACGCAUUGCUGAUUGCAGACUGCUCUGGGACUAUGUAUAUCAGCUCCUUUCAGACAGCCGCUACGAGAACUACAUCCGCUGGGAGGACCGCGACACCAAAGUGUUCCGGAUCAUCGACCCCAAUGGCCUGGCUAGACUGUGGGGAAACCAUAAGAACAGGACCAACAUGACAUAUGAGAAAAUGUCAAGAGCACUAAGACACUAUUACAAACUGAACAUCAUCAGGAAAGAGCCAGGCCAGAGGCUGCUGUUCAGGUUCAUGAAAACCCCAGAUGAGAUCAUGAGUGGACAGACGGAGCGCCUGGAACAUCUCGAGUCGGAUACAGAUGAUCAAAUCUACAUUAAAGAGGAGUGCUGAGCGCUUGCCGCACACCAAGACGAACUUUUUAAAGCCGUAGAUGCCUCGCCAAUGUUCUGCUGUGUUCAGUAUCCACCAACCCUCCCCCUCCCGAGCGUCCUCCCUCCCUAUUCCCUACUCCUUCCCGAGCAGACCUGGACGUUGCUUAUAAUAAAAUGGGAGCCAACUUAUGAAGACAAUGUCGUUUUCUGCACUGUUUUCUACGCUGAAUCUUAAUAAUCAUAUCCUUAAUUUUCUGGUCUCUGCUUGAGAAGAGUAAACUUCAGUAUGACAAUCAUUUAAAUUAAUGAUAAGUACUUCUACCAAUCGCCUCUUUCAAAUUCCUGGCACAAUGAAUGAUUUCAUACUUUUCAGUGAGGACUUUUUUUUAGUGUGUGUUAUACAAACACCAACUGCAGUUUGUGUAAAUGAGUUAUACAAGAGAUUAAUUCAAGAAUAAAUUUUAACGAGUGACUCA
This is a messenger RNA of Clarias gariepinus (North African catfish), 2190 nucleotides long. It is a transcript of the gene etv6, whose product is annotated as ETS variant transcription factor 6. Gene Ontology annotation, biological process: cell differentiation; regulation of transcription by RNA polymerase II. Gene Ontology annotation, cellular component: nucleus. The record is from RefSeq and is a predicted model, not a curated record. The transcript has 8 exons. The coding region runs from base 345 to 1733 and encodes 462 amino acids. Lineage: Eukaryota; Metazoa; Chordata; Actinopteri; Siluriformes; Clariidae. Gene Ontology annotation, molecular function: sequence-specific DNA binding; DNA-binding transcription factor activity, RNA polymerase II-specific.